GCCCGAGGGUGAUUUCUGGGCCCACUUCAGGUCCUCCAACUAAACCUACUUUUGUAGCUAGAGCUCUUAGAGCUGGAAGGGAUUUUAGAGACCCUUUCAGGCGGAUGUUGAGGGCAACAGAGGAAAAAUAAAUUACCUGAAGCCACACAGCUAAUGAGACCUGGAAGUGGUGCCCGGGGUCUUCUGACUCCUAAGUUGGCUGUCCGCUGGGUCCCCUUCUUGGUGCUGUUCCUUGGCUUUUACGGAGACAGAGCAGAGUGAAGGGUGAGAAGCUGGGUCGGUGGAAGGCACAACUGUGGAACAGAUGGACUCCAUCCUCAAGGGCCAACCAUCGCUUCUUGUGGACCCCUUCAUCUGCUGAUGGUGCUGCCCAGGACCUGAGGGUUCUUAGACCACCCUUUCUCCGGUCGUGCUCCAGCUGUGUGUUCCUGAAUACGAUUCUUUGGUGUACUUGACCCUAAACAGUGAGACGACCGAGGCCUGGCCUGACAAGGAGCGGAGGCUGGCGAGAGACCUGAAUUAGCUAAGAGGUGACUGCUUGCACCAUGAGAGUCUACCCCAAGUAUCCAGCCAUACGAGGUGUGGUGUCUACCUGAAGAACAUUGCACUUUAUAAGGAAAGAUGUUGUCUCCAAAUGAUAAAAAGUUAGAAAAGCUAGAUCCGUUUUACCGACCUUCAGUGUCCGAGCAGAAGACUAGUGCAGAAAUCAUAAGUGAAGCACGAAAUGCCUUAAGAACUCUUAGGACCCAAAGACCAUUUACACCACGGGAAGACCAAAGAAAACUAUUUGGACAUGCAUCUUCAAGAACACCAGAAAAUAGACCCCCGUCUUCCUUCAGCAUCCAUGCAUCCAGUUUUGAGUCCUCUGAUUCCAGGCCCAUCUUUGGCACACGUCUCAGUCCACUAGAGCUUAAACCAAAAGCUCCAGCAUCUCCUGCCACAGAAGAGGAUCCCUGCCCUUCCUUUCCAAAACCCUCAGUGGACCCUGCGAAGAUUAGAAGGAUAAGCAGUGCCCGGGCGUGCUUACUCAGGGCGGCCUCGCAGGGGGCUCUUCUGCCAGACAGGACCCUUCCUCCUGCUCAGCCAAAGAAGAGAGUGGAAUCCAAAGAAACAGUUAUGAUGGGGGACUCUAUGGUGAAAAUACCUGGGAUUUAUUUAACAGAAUCAAAUGCCAUUGGCCACUUGAGUCACCCACUUCAGCUAACGUAUGACGGAGACUUCGGUGAAAUCAAGGAGCAAGAAAUUUUCAGAGGGACAGCAUCCUUGCCAUCUCAUCUCAGAAGUGGAGGGGACCAGGGGAAGAGGCGUUCAAGGGCCUCCUUAUGCUCCCGAAGCUCAGACCGGAGCAGGCUAGACACCAAAACAGACUCAAAACUCGACUUGCAAGAAAAGGAUACAGAAUUAGAAGUAGGUGAAGUCUUUUGGAAUACAAGGAUCGUACCGAUUUUGCGUGAAUUAGAAAAAGAAGAAAACAUUGAAACGGUUUGCGCUGCUUGCACACAACUUCAUCACGCUUUAGAGGAAGGAAACAUGCUUGGAAGUAAAUUUAAGAGAAGAAGUAUUCUCCUGAAGACCCUAUAUAAACUAGUUGAUGUUGGCUCAGACUUGCUGAGCCUUAAACUUGCAAAAAUUAUUCUAGCACUUAAAGUGAGUGGAAAGAAUCUUCUUAGUGUCUGCAAGCUUAUAUUUAAAAUUAGCAGGAGUGAGAAGAAUGAUUCUCUGAUUCAAAAUGAUGGCAUUCUGGAAUCAUUAUUGGAGGUCCUGAGAAGUGAAGAGCUGCAAGCUAACACCGAAGCUUUCUUAUACUGCAUGGGGGUGAUCAAAUUCAUUUCUGGAAAUCCAGGAUUUCUUCAUGAAAUGAUUGGCAAAGGUGCUGUUGAAAUAUUGAUGAAUUUGAUGACGCAAAUAAAUGAGAACACCAAGAAAUCUGACACAUGUUUGCCUAAUUCAGGCCACUUGUUAGUCCAAAUGACUGCUACGCUGAGAAACUUGGUUGACUCACCACUAGCAAGAAGUAAGUUGCUAAGCAUCAGUGCCCUUCCCCAGCUCUGCACAGUGAUGGGACAGUACAUAGGUGACAAGGAGGUCUGCACCAAUGUUGCCAGAAUAUUCAGCAAAGUUACUACUUAUCAUGACUGCUGUGUAGCCUUGGCCAACUACUCCAGAUGUUAUGCCUUGUUUUUGAAUCUGAUAAACAAAUACCAGAAGAAGCAGGAUUUAGUCGUUCGUAUUGUUUUUAUUCUUGGCAACCUGACAGCGAAAAAUAACCAGGCUCGUGAGCAGUUUUCCAAAGAGAAAGGGAGCAUCCCAACUCUGCUGUCUUUAUUCCAUACGUUCUACACACUGGAUCUGCAUUCCCAGAAGCCCCUGGGGGAAGGAGAAGAGAGGCCCAAGGCGCCGAGGCCGGCCCAGGCGGAGGACGUGCUCAUCAAGCUGACCCGCGUGCUCGCCAACCUGGCCAUCCACCCGAGCGUGGGCCCAGCCAUCGCCGCCCACCCGCGCAUCGUGGGCCUGCUCCUCGCCAUGCUGGAAUCUAAGUCCAUUGAUGAUUGUGAGGAGCUGGUGAUCAAUACUACGGCGACGAUCAACAACUUAUCUUACUACCAAGUGAAGAAUUCCAUAAUUCAAGACAAAAAGCUAUAUAUUGCUGAAUUGCUCUUAAAGCUCCUUGUGAGUCACAACAUGGAUGGAAUCCUGGAGGCUGUACGUGUUUUUGGAAAUCUCUCCCAGGAUCAUGACAUCUGUGAUUUCAUUGUGCAGAGAAAUGUUCACAAGUUCAUGAUUGCUCUGCUGGAUGCUAAGCGUCAGGAUAUUUGCUUUUCUGCCUGUGGUGUUCUUCUAAAUCUCACCGUGGAUAAAGACAAGCGUGUCAUCCUAAAAGAAGGAGGUGGCAUUAAAAAGUUAGUGGAUUGUUUAAGGGAUUUUGGUCCCACUGAUUGGCAGCUGGCCUGCUUGGUGUGCAAAACUUUAUGGAACUUCAGUGAAAAUAUCACCAGUGCUUCGUCAUGUUUUGGAGAUGAGGCCGCCAACACACUCUUAGUCCUGCUCUCAUCGUUUUUAGAUGAAGAACUAGCACUGAAUGGAAGUUUUGACCAAGACCUAAAAAACUAUCACAAACUCCACUGGGAAACAGAAUUCAAACCGGUGGCACAGCAGCUUCUAAACCGAAUUCAGAGUCAUCACACCUUCCUGGAACCCCUGCCUGUUCCUUCUUUCUAACAUGAUGCAGAUAAACAACAGAAACAGGAAGUCAGGUCUCCUUCAUUCUUAAGAAGUGGCAACAUAUGUGAACUUUUUUUCAGUAUUAACAAAUAUUGAAAGUUUUUCAGGUACUGAUUUUAGUGAGUAGUCUUAGUAUUUUAAAAGAAAUAAGCAUUUCUUCUUGUUAGAUAUUAUGGAAAAAUGAAUAUACAUGUUGUACUUUCUGCUAUGAGAAAUGUAAGAUGAAAAUAUAUGCAUGGGAUUUCUAAGUAAAUGACUUUUUCUUCUAUUCUCUAUUAAAUAAUUUAGUUCUAGUCUUAAAAUCCUGACUUAACAAUUCUAGAAUUUAAGUGCUUGUCAGUUCAGUAAAUGAACUGUGCAAUGAAGACUGUUAGGUUUUGUGUAUAGAAAGAAUGGUGGUCAACACUAUUAGGAAUACAUUACUACAUAAGCAUCUGCACUAAUUCUUACAGCAUCUAAUAAUAAUUUUCUGGUUAGGUACCAGUAUUUUUCUCGUUGUCAUAUUAAGAGAAGGGGUAAGUAGAAACGUUUAGAGAAGAUUGCUAGGGGCCAUCUACUCUUUACUAAAUAAGUAAAAUAGAUGGAAAAAGGAGUAUUUUACCUUUUUAUUUUCAUUUGAAGUAAAAUGAGUAGACCAGACAGUUCUUCUACUUAUAACUCUCUGUGACUAGGGAGGUGAUAUAAUGUACUAGAAAGAGUGUAGGCUUAAGUGUAUGGCAGAUCUCAGUUUGAAUCCUAGCUCUCUCCUGCUUGGGCCUUGGGCAAGUAACUUGACUUUUUUAGCUUCAACUGUAAAAUGGCAUUAAUAUCUAUUUUAAUAUCGUGUAGUUUAGGGAAAAAAAACAAAAUGGGCAAAUUGUCCAGUACAGUGACUGAUGUAUAGUAGGUGCUCAAUAAAUUAUGAUGGUAAUUAGUUUAUUAGUUUGCCACUCUUUGUAGGAUAAGUUUGGCCUUUGAAUAAAUGAUAAAAACCAAAGAAAUUGAGAUAACCGUUGUUAUCCCAUAUUAGCCAAAGGCGAUUUGGAAAUAAAAGUAGAUUUACUACUCU
Balaenoptera acutorostrata (minke whale) is the source of this 4270-nucleotide messenger RNA. RefSeq names its product armadillo repeat containing 2 (gene ARMC2). The coding region runs from base 622 to 3219 and encodes 865 amino acids. The record is from RefSeq and is a predicted model, not a curated record. Gene Ontology annotation, molecular function: protein binding. Gene Ontology annotation, biological process: sperm axoneme assembly; cilium organization. Lineage: Eukaryota; Metazoa; Chordata; Mammalia; Artiodactyla; Balaenopteridae. The transcript is spliced from 20 exons.